AUGGAUAAACCCCGGAGACCUUCGUCGCCUCAUGUGAACUUCUACAGGAGCUUCGGUCGUCCAAUUGGGAAGGUCUUCCUUGGGGCCGUGGUGACUUAUCAAACCAUUUACUGGAUAUGGGUGAAGCUCGAAACGGACGAGAUCAAGGACAACAAGAGAAAAGAAAUAUCAGAUCUGGAGGCCAAAGUACGAAGAAUGCAAGACAAACCCUAG
Messenger RNA from Letharia columbiana, 213 nucleotides. RefSeq lists its product as uncharacterized. The record is from RefSeq and is a predicted model, not a curated record. Bases 1 to 213 code for a protein of 70 amino acids. NCBI's taxonomy places the organism in Eukaryota, Fungi, Ascomycota, Lecanoromycetes, Lecanorales, Parmeliaceae. The transcript has 3 exons.